Podarcis raffonei (Aeolian wall lizard) is the source of this 1711-nucleotide messenger RNA. RefSeq names its product growth associated protein 43 (gene GAP43). Gene Ontology annotation, molecular function: calmodulin binding; lysophosphatidic acid binding; phosphatidylserine binding. Gene Ontology annotation, cellular component: cytoplasm; plasma membrane; postsynaptic density. Gene Ontology annotation, biological process: regulation of growth; axon regeneration; tissue regeneration. The record is from RefSeq and is a predicted model, not a curated record. The coding region runs from base 273 to 1004 and encodes 243 amino acids. The transcript is spliced from 3 exons. NCBI's taxonomy places the organism in Eukaryota, Metazoa, Chordata, Lepidosauria, Squamata, Lacertidae.
GGAAGGGAGGGAGGGAGCGAGGGGGAGAGCGAGCGAGCGAGAGAGCAUGUGUGAUGAGCAAUAGCUGUGGACCUUACAGUUGCCGCUAACUGCCCUGGCGUGUUUGUGAGAGUGAGGGUGUGCGUGUGUGUGAGUGUGUGCGAAGAGCGAGAAAGAGGGAGGGGAGGGAGUGGAGAGGGUGGGGGGAGAGAUAAGAGAGAGAGAGAGAGAGAGGAGGAAAAAGGAGAGAGGAGAAGGAAGGAACAACAAGGAAGAAAGGGGACAAUACAAUCAUGCUGUGCUGUAUGAGAAGAACAAAACAGGUUGAAAAAAAUGAUGACAUUGACCAAAAGAUUGAACAAGAUGGCAUCAAACCAGAAGAUAAAGCUCAUAAGGCAGCCACCAAAAUUCAGGCUAGCUUCCGUGGACACAUAACAAGGAAAAAGCUCAAGGGGGAGAAGAAGGGAGAUUCCCAAACUACUGAUGUUGAAGCUGGUGAGAAGAAGGAGGAAGUCCUCGCCAAUGGCUUGGCGGAUGGCAAAGCUGCUAUUACAGAAGCUGCUCCAACUGAGAAUGCCCUGCCUGCCGAUGGCAGCAAAGGAGGAAGCACUCCAGCAGAUGAGAAGCAGGGGGAGGGCACAGCUGACACUGGUUCAGAACAACCUGCCACAAAGGCCACUACUCCCGCUGCCCCGUCGGAGGAAAAGUCCACUGCUGUUGCCGCUGAAACGGAAAGUGCCACUAAAGCUUCUACCGAUAAUUCACCAUCCUUGAAGGCCGACGAAGCCCAAGUCAAGGAGGAACCUAAACAAGCCGAAGUGCCUGCCACUGUCACUACUGCCGUUACCCCCACUGCUGCAGAGGAUGCUACUGCCAAGGCAACAGCACAACCCCAAACAGAUACAGCGGAGAGUAGCCAAACCGAAGAGAAGACAGAUGCUGUAGAAGAAACCAAACCUUCUGAAAGUGCCCAGCAGGAAGAAGCGAAAGAAGACGAGAGCAAGGCGGACCAAGAAAAUGCCUGAACAUUAAGAAAUGACUCCCUGUUGCCCUGUGCUCCCUUCCUCUUUCCCCGUAUCUCCCCUCCCUCCCUUGUUCCAAUCUCACCCUCUCCCGCUCGCCCUUGGGCUGAGUCUGUCUGUCUUCCUUGUCCCCCCCGCUCCCCCCCCACCCUUAACCCUUUUUCUCUCUGUGUGGCAAACAUUUAAAGAAAAAAAAAAAGCAGGAAAAAUCCCAGUCAAACAGUGUGGCUUAAACAUUUUGUUUCUUGGUGUUGUUAUGGCGAGUUUUUUGGUAAUGAUGAUCCAAUCAUUUUGGGAAAAUUCUUGCACUGUAUCAGAAUUGUUUGAUCUGCGCGUGCGUGUGUUUGUCUGCCCACCACGAGUGCGCUCUCUCUCUCUCUCUCUCUCUCCUUCUCCCUCUCUCUCUCUCUCUGUUCCAAGUGUGUGCGCAAUGUUACGUUCAUCUGAGGAGUCCAAACCUAUUGAGUGAGUUAAGGAAAGGAAUAAAAAAAAAAGAGAAUGAACAUUUUUCUUUUCUUUUCUCCCCUUUUCAAUGUGAUGAUGAUGAUGAUGAUGGUGGAAUGAACUAAAGGAGGCAAAACAAACAAAGCAAAAAAAGAAAAAAGAAAAAAAGAAAAAAAGAAAACGGAAAACACAGAAUGAGAAUACAACCCCGGUUUGUUUUUAAAAAAUAAUAAAAUAAAAUAAAGGAAAUGUGCCAAUUAGCGUUA